Molecule: messenger RNA, 240 nt
Organism: Brugia malayi
Lineage: Eukaryota; Metazoa; Nematoda; Chromadorea; Rhabditida; Onchocercidae
Exons: 2
Coding region: 1-240 (79 amino acids)
Source: RefSeq, a predicted model, not a curated record
AUGACCUUUGAAUAUGAUGAAAAUAAUCGUAUUAGUGGUUUUACCCUAUCAAUUUCUGUACCACCUUAUUCAAGUGAUAAUGAUUAUGGACGUCUAUAUUUAUUUCCUGAUAACAAAACCAAUGAUAAAGUGCAUGAAUUACGAUAUGAUCGAAAUCGUUAUAAAUUAUUAGCGAAAUUUUGCAAAUUCAAAAAUGAAUGUACAUUAUUACUUGAUUUAACUAAUACAUUCAUCAAGUAA